AUGCCCUCGCUCGGGAAAGGCCCUUCCUGUCCUUCCAUCCCCCAGCCCACCUGGGCCCUACCAGCCUCCAACACUGUCUUCCAGAGCCUGUCCUCCUCACGGGGCUGCCUGGAGAGUCCACAGCUCCUGCCCUUCCUCUCCCCCUACUCCCUGGGCAGGGACAGAAUAAACAUUUGUAUGGAUUUUAGAGUUCCUGUGUGUACUGGUGGUCUCAUGCCUGUGGGGGUCAUUGACUGUAAGCCCCAAGGGAAGAUGGAGAGGAGAAGGGGUCUGCCCCCAGAGCGCCGCCAUCCCUGUCCCCCUACCACUGAAACGCCACCAGGAACCCCCGCCCCCGCCAAGACCCGCCUUCGAGCUAGGCCUCGCCCCCGCAUCUGGCCACGCCCCCGCGCCCGUGCAGCCCGUUUCGGCCGGUUGCGCCGGGCCAACAGCCCCUCCACCUCCGCCGCCGUGGACAUCCGCGGCCGGGUCCGGCCCGCUCAGGUGAGGGGCGGCCAGCCCUCUGUUGUGCGUCCUUCUGUAGACUGGGAUGGCAGCGGUGGAGGAGGGGACGUCCCUGGGGGUCCCCGUGCGUCGGGGUUCGCCAGGAGAUUGUGGGGCGGGGUACUAUGCACGAAGGACCUGGAGUUCCCAUUAGUUGAAGGUGGGACUGAGCCGGAAGCAGGGGUUGCGUUUGGGGGUCAGCCUGGGCCAGGGAAACUGCAGGUAGAUGUGGGCGGCAUCAUUUUAGAGAAAGUCUUAGCUAAACAGCAGCCUGCGGCCACCUCUGAACUCUCCCCAUCUCUCUCCCCCACCAUUGCACCAGCAUGGGCAGCCUCAACUAUCAAGAUGUUUUCCAAGAAAAUGAAAACUCAGGUGCGUGUCCCUGGGCAGAGCAAGUGGGGCUGGGGCUGCAGUGUGGGCACCCGUGAUGACAAGUUCACCUGGGAAGUGAAGGCCAAUAACCAAUGCUACCACUGGAAGUGUAAGGAGAAAGUCUUCGUAUGUUGUCAACGGAAAAGGUACAAGACCAACGUCAUCCACACGGCCAAGUACAGCUUCUUCACCUUCCUGCCGAUGAACCUGUAUGAACAGUUCCACCGAGUGUCCAAUCUCUACUUCCUCCUCAUCAUCAUCCUGCAGUCCAUCCCUGAGAUCUCCACGCUGCCCUGGUUCACGCUCUUCAUGCCACUGGUGUGUCUGCUUGUGAUCCGUGCUGCCCGAGACCUGGUGGACGACAUUGGGCGUCACCGGAGCGACACUACCAUCAACAACAGACCCUGUCAGAUCCUAGUGGGGAAAAGCUUCCUGUGGAGGAAAUGGAAGGACCUGUGUGUGGGGGACGUCAUCUGCCUGCACAAGAACAGCCUCGUCCCGGCCGACAUGCUCCUGCUUGCCAGCACUGAGCCUAGCAGCUUGUGCUACGUGGAAACGGCCGACAUUGAUGGGGAGACCAACCUGAAGUUCAGACAGGCCCUGGCCGUCACGCACCACGAGCUGAACAACGUAAGGAAAAUGUCGACCUUCCAAGGCAAGGUGGUAUGUGAGAAGCCCAACAGUCGCAUGCACAACUUUGUGGGUUACCUGGAGUGGAAUGACAAGAGAUACCCACUCGACUGUGGCAAUAUCCUCCUACGAGGAUGCAAGAUCCGAAACACAGACACCUGCUAUGGACUGGUCAUCUAUGCUGGUUUUGACACAAAGAUCAUGAAGAGCUGUGGUAAGAUUCACCUGAAGAGGACCAAGCUGGAUCAUCUGAUGAACAGACUGGUGGUCAUAAUUUUCCUGUUCCUGGUGCUGGUCUCCCUGGUGUUGACCCUGGGCUUCCAUUACAAGACCAAGGAAUUCAAGGACAAACACUACUACAUCCCGACCAGCCUCAAGCACACCGACACCAUGGAGUCCAUCUUCACCUUUUGGGGCUUCCUCAUCCUGCUCAGUGUCAUGAUACCCAUGGCGAUGUUUAUCAGUGCCGAGUUCAUCUACCUGGGGAACAGCAUCUUCAUCAACUGGGACAUGAAGAUGUACUACGCGCCGCUGGACAUCCCCGCCAAGGCCCGUAGCACCAGCCUCAACGACCAGCUGGGCCAGGUGGAGCACAUCUUUUCAGAUAAGACGGGCACGCUCACCCAGAACGUCAUGACUUUCAAGAGCUGCUGCAUCAAUGGUUACAUCUAUGGUGAGGCCCCAGGGACCCCCGGCCCCAGGGAUCUAGGGCCACAGGAUCAGGAUCCUUCUGAGAAGGUGAGCCCCGUCCUGCUGCGCUGGAUGGUGGGCGUGGGGGGAGGCAGGGACCCCACAGAAGCAAGGACCCUCAGCUGGCUUGUCCUCCUCCUGGCCGCCCAGAACCCCUACCAGUGGAACGAGUUUGCCGAUGGGAAGCUGCUUUUCUACAACAAGGAGCUGCUGGCUGCUGUGCGGACCAACCAGGACCAAGUGGUGCGGGAAUUCUGGCGCCUGCUGGCUUUGUGCCACACGGUCAUGGUGCAAGAACAGGACAGUGAGGCCCCAGACCAGCUCCUGUACCAAGCAGCGUCCCCGGAUGAGGAGGCUCUGGUCACGGCCGCCCGGAACUUCGGCUACGUGUUCCUGUCACGCACGCAAGACACUAUCACGCUGAUGGAGCUGGGUCAGGAGUAUGUCUACGAGGUGCUGGCCAUGAUGGACUUCAACAGUGUCCGCAAGCGCAUGUCCGUGCUGGUGCGCAACCCGGAGGGUCUCAUCUACUUGUACACAAAGGGUGCCGACAUGGUCAUCUUCCAGCGGCUGAACAAGAGAGACAUGACGGAGUCCACCACUGAGGAGGCCUUGGCGGCCUUUGCAGAACAGACACUUCGGACGCUGUGCCUGGCCUACAAGCAAGUGGACAAAGACGUGUACGAGGCGUGGAGACAGCGGCAUGAAGAGGCCAGCCUCCUGUUGCAGAACCGGGCUCAGGCCCUACACCAGCUCCUAGGAGCCACCGCCAUUGAGGACAGACUACAGGAUGGGGUCCCGGACACCAUCAAGUGCCUUAAGAACGGGAACAUCAAAGUGUGGAUGCUGACAGGGGACAAGCAAGAGACAGCAGUGAACAUCGGUUUUGCCUGUCAACUGCUCUCAGAAGACAUGAUCAUUCUGGAAGAGAAAGAGAUCGUCCACAUCCUCAAGUCCUACUCAGACAGCAACAACAAUUUGCUGGAUGGGAAGGGCCGCUUCCGACCACAAGUCAAGAUAGCCAUGGUCAUCACAGGGGACUUCCUGGACCAGCUGAUGAUCCCAACCUUGUUCGACAAACACAAGUCUCUGCCGCGGUCCAUGCUGGCGGAGGAGGCCUGGGGUGAGCCCAGCCUGCAUCAGGAAGCCUGGCUGACCCGUGUGCCUCGGAUGUGGCACUCCUUCCUGAUGCCCCUGGGCAUCUCUUGCGUGGCCCGGCAGGCCCAGGGCAGAAAGCUCAGUGAAAGCCCCGAGGUGAGGCGCGAGCGGGCCUUCGUGGACCUGGCGGUGCGCUGCCAGGCGGUCAUCUGCUGCCGGGUGACGCCCAAGCAGAAGGCUCUGAUCGUGACGCUUGUCAAGAGACACAAGGGCGUCGUGACCUUGGCCAUCGGGGACGGGGCCAAUGACGUGAACAUGAUCAAAACUGCGGACAUUGGCGUGGGGCUGGCGGGCCAGGAGGGCAUGCAGGCGGUUCAGAACAGCGACUACGUGUUGGCCCAGUUCUCCUUCCUGCGGCGCUUGCUGUUGGUGCAUGGACGCUGGUCCUACGUGCGCAUCUGCAAGUUCCUUCGCUACUUCAUCUACAAGACGCUGGCCAGUAUGAUGGCCCAGAUCUGGUUUGCUUUCUACAACGGCUUCACCGCCCAGCCCCUGUAUGAAGGCUGGUUCCUGGCACUCUUCAAUCUCCUGUACUCCACCCUCCCGGUCCUCUACAUUGGCCUCUUCGAACAGGAUGUGAGUGCCGAAAAGAGCUUGCAGAUGCCAGAGCUCUACACAGCAGGGCAGAAGGAGGAACUCUUCAACUACUGGGUUUUCAUUCAAGCCCUGGCACAUGGCAUGAUCACCUCCCUGGUCAACUUCUUUAUAACCCUGAUGGCCUGUCACAACACUGGGGACCCCUCCACUCUCAGUGAUUACCAGUCCUUUGGCGUCAUUGUGGCCUUGUCCAGUCUGCUGUCAAUCACCAUGGAGGUGAUCUUGAUCAUCAAGUAUUGGACCAUCCUGAGUGUGCUGGCUAUCGUACUGAGUCUUUGCUGCUACAUCUUCAUGACCUACGCCACUCAGAGUUUUUGGGCCUUCAACAUCUCACCCAAGACCUUCCCGUUUCUGUACACCGACCGCAAUGUGCUAUCCCACCCCUUUGCCCUGGUGGUGAUCCUGCUGAACGUAUGUCUUAACACCAUGUUUGCCCUGGCCUUCCGCAUCAUCUACCAAAUUGUCAAGAAGUCGCGUGUCAAGGUGGAGGAGGUACCGAGUGAGGAGAUCGUGGAAGAGCCCAUUUCUUACAUACAUCGGGGGUCUCGUGUCCGGCGCUCCAGCUAUGCCUUCUCCCACCGUGAGGGCUAUGCCAACCUCAUCACCCAGGGCACCAUCAUGCGGAGGGCUCGGGACACCAACAGUGAGCUGAUGAAUGAUGAGCAGCCCCCAUCCGAAGAUGAGAUGCCCCCGAGCAUGAAGGACUCAUCCUGGCACCCCAGAAGGCUGUCUCUGCUGGGGAAGAAGAAGCACCAGCGUGUGGAGAAGACUCCCUCUGAGGAUGUGGUCUUCAACCCCAUGGGGAACUCCUCCGUAGCUUCAGAAGGACAAGCCCCCCAUUUGGAAAACCAAUCCAAAUCCUCUAUUCCCAUGACGUCCCCUGAGAAGAAGCCAUCUUCUCGAGAUAGGUCUUUAUCAAGUGGAAAGAGGUCACUUUCUAAGGAGGGAUCCCUGUCACCUAAAGAAAGCCUGCCGUCCACGUCUGUGAGUCACCCACAGCCCUCGGAGGGUCAGUCGCUGCCUCCAGAGAGCCAGUCACUAACUCGGGAAAACAGUUCAUCGUUUUGGAGGUUCUUGAGACUGCCCUGGUUGCUCAUGUGGCAAAGGGAUCUCUUGUUUGGAGAGAAGACAGAGGCAGUCCCCAGUGAGACGCCACAGUCACUGGGAGACCGCCCACCACCACCUGCAGAAGAAUCAUUGCGAGCUGAGCAACCUGUGGAGGCUGAGCCCUGGUCACAGGAGAAGCAGUCGUCCUCCAUGGAGUGGUUACCAGUCACCAUCGAGGACCACGUCCAACCUGGACAGGAGGCGCAGUCCCCCUCUCCUCCAGAGAAGCAGUAG
Molecule: messenger RNA, 5271 nt
Organism: Chrysochloris asiatica (Cape golden mole)
Lineage: Eukaryota; Metazoa; Chordata; Mammalia; Afrosoricida; Chrysochloridae
Gene: ATP8B3
Product: ATPase, aminophospholipid transporter, class I, type 8B, member 3
Exons: 29
Coding region: 1-5271 (1756 amino acids)
Biological process (GO): phospholipid translocation; Golgi organization
Cellular component (GO): plasma membrane
Molecular function (GO): ATPase-coupled intramembrane lipid carrier activity; ATP binding; ATP hydrolysis activity
Source: RefSeq, a predicted model, not a curated record